Messenger RNA from Rosa chinensis, 707 nucleotides. RefSeq lists its product as uncharacterized. The transcript is spliced from 2 exons. Lineage: Eukaryota; Viridiplantae; Streptophyta; Magnoliopsida; Rosales; Rosaceae. The record is from RefSeq and is a predicted model, not a curated record. The coding region runs from base 117 to 494 and encodes 125 amino acids.
UUAAUUUAUAAAUGAGUUCAAAAACGAAAAGAAAAAAAAGAUGAGCGUGAUGCCUUCCCGUGCCCGACGAGGAUCCGAUCAGGUGCCCCAACAAGCAAAGCCGCUUAGGAAGGGAGAUGAGAACCCUAGAGAGCAAGCUGCUUGAUCCUGCAGGUAGCAGCAAAGAAAAACCAAAGACUGCUGGAGACAAUUUCACUCAAGUCCUCCAGUGUGUUGAAAACUCUUUGAUUCAUGACACCGACGAAAAAUCACUGGUUGCAGGAGAUUCUUCCACUGGAACCGUCAACCGAGUAGCUUCAUAUUGUAAGCUGUGUCGUAAGUAUACUGAUCACAGAACUAGACAGUGCCCCGACAAAUCAUAUGUAUGGUAUAACGGACAUUAUAAACUCAAUUAUUGUGAUCUUUGUAGUGACUUUGGUCACGUAGGUCAGUUGUGCCCUCUCAACGAGUUUGAUAUGGACUAUGAUGCUCCAGGAAGCGACUGGCAUGAUUAAUCAUGAUUCACAGAGCCGUUUUGUGGUUACUACCAAUCUACUGUUUUCAACUUUUCAUGUAUUGUAUAAAAUUUUACCCAGUAUUAUUCCAUAUUAUGGUUUCCAUGUUUAGAUUUGCAAUUCCUGCUUUAAAUUUCAAAAUGUUGUGUUUUGUGUAAGCUCUGUAUUGUACUCUCUUUGUUUUAGUUAUCCUUAAUCCUCCCAACUCCUCUA